Trematosphaeria pertusa is the source of this 1687-nucleotide messenger RNA. RefSeq lists its product as uncharacterized. The record is from RefSeq and is a predicted model, not a curated record. The transcript has a single exon. Bases 282 to 1499 code for a protein of 405 amino acids. NCBI's taxonomy places the organism in Eukaryota, Fungi, Ascomycota, Dothideomycetes, Pleosporales, Trematosphaeriaceae.
GGCCCUCCAUACCAGAAAUGUUUCUGCACCAGCCCCGCAUCAGCAUAGCCAACCGUGCUAAAGCCACUAUCUAUUCCAUCAUGUGAAUCUCCUUUCGCGCCAAGAGAUAUGUCGAUCGAUAUCCCGGACAUUAGCCCGCUUUCGCAUGCGUCAUCGCUUAAAGCUCGCAUGUCACUCCACAACCUCACCUCAAGCCUCAACGUUGCCCGCUACACCCCAAAGCCUUCGAACCACCUUCGAAUCCUGAUCUUCCGGCUCAAUUGCAGCUGGAGAAACUCACCAUGGUUCUUCAGGACUUAGACGACACGCCACAGGACAGCUUCAACGACACCCCGUAUCCCUCCGAGAACGACCCAUACUCGAGCCCGAGCUCGAGCUCGACCUCUGGGGGCCGCUUCGAUGCCAGCUCGCUGCCACAGCCGAUUCCCAUUCUAGGGCCUUUUCUAGGCUUUUCCGAAGCCGCCGUGCGCUUCAAGACCGAGUCGACGAUCAAGUUCGCCGAGCGCCGAGUCCAUCGAUCACUGUACCCCGAAGAAUCGCAAGCCCUCGCAUCGCACCUUUACCAACUCGAACAAACGAAGUCCUACUUCACAGCUGUAGGCGCUGGGAUAGGGGCUUGGAGAUGGUAUAAGACGAUGGAACAAUGCCGGUACCCGCUGUACCUGCCGAAGCCGGAAAACAUCAACCCGAACAAAUUUUUGUUCGUCAAGGGUCCAAUGGCGCAGUAUGCGCGCCACAGCUGGAGGCUUCUCUUGUAUAUGUUCGUCGCGGGCGAGCUGGGGAAGCUCCUGGGGCAGAUUACGGGGCAGCCGAUCGCCGCCCAGAACACGGCCAACGAUCCCAAGCUCGCGCAGUUUGCAGCGGACUUGAGGAAUUCGAUCGCAUCGGAUACUACGCGUGCGCGUGGGGCGGGCUCGCAGCAGAAGAAAGAGUGGGACGAUAUGAUUACAAGAGAAAGAGCGGCGAAAGAGCAUGCUAGGAGGGACUCGCCUUUGCCUGGUGCGCAGCAAAGGAGGCCUUGGACACCGCCUCAGAAACCGGCUGCGAGCGGCGACGACGAUAUGUCGCCGAUUGCAGGCAGCGAUCCUUGGGCGCCUAUGGGAGAUAGUUCGUGGGGAGACUCGGGCUACUCUGAUCAGACACAAAGCACCCAGCCUCGGCAACAACGUGCUUCGCGCCCGAGUGAUGAUGACGCAUCACCCACAGGAGGGAUGUUCCAAGACGAGGUAAGGGACCGAUCGAGGCCAGGUGAAUCAGCAUGGGACCGGCUUCGCCGGGGUGGUGCUCCGGGAUCGGCCCAACAGCGUCCCCAACAGGGCGGGCGUGAGCCUCCGCAUCGCGAGCAGAGGGAAGGUUCGACAUCGGGGGAUAGCUUUGCGUUUGCGGAAAGUGAUGAGGAGCGGAAGAGGGCACAGGAGAGAGCGCGGAGGGAAUUCGACGCUAGGAUUGCGCGCGAGAGGCAGGGCAAGGACUUCAACGAUGACAGUAAGAAAUGGUGAUUCUGCGACGCAUUCUGGUACGGGAACGCCAUUAAUCUUGUAAAACUAGCCACACGUGUGUAGUGAUGUGAGUAGUGAACCAAAAUUGCGACUGGCUGACUGAGACCAGAGGCCAGAGUGAUUCAAGCCGACUCGCGAGACCUUGACUUUCACUGUUUCACGUCACCACGGAUUCUGACAAUUUCACG